Messenger RNA from Oxyura jamaicensis (ruddy duck), 2321 nucleotides. RefSeq names its product solute carrier family 25 member 27 (gene SLC25A27). The transcript has 9 exons. The record is from RefSeq and is a predicted model, not a curated record. Gene Ontology annotation, biological process: response to cold. NCBI's taxonomy places the organism in Eukaryota, Metazoa, Chordata, Aves, Anseriformes, Anatidae. The coding region runs from base 209 to 1177 and encodes 322 amino acids.
UGUCUUUGUGUCACUCACCGAGGACCUUGCAGCUCUCCGGAGGAAUUUGGGCUGCUGCGGUUGCGAGCGCUGGCACUGUAGAAACAUGACCUUCAGAAAUUUGUCUCCUAACCAACCCAGAGCACAGCUGAGCUAGCGUGGCCAGGGCUGCUCCUCUUUCAGAACCGUGCAGGGUGGCUGCUUAGCCUUGCCGCAUGUCACACGCUACAUGGUACCUGCAGAAGACGAGAAGAGCUUACCUCUUCCAGAGAGAUGGCCCCGGGCCAGCAAAUUCGCUCUGUCAGCCUGUGCGGCCACUGUGGCAGAACUAGUGACAUUCCCCCUGGAUCUCACGAAAACCCGACUGCAAGUCCAAGGUGAAGCUGCUGCGCGUGGCAGCGGAGCUGCUGCUGGCCAAGCUGUCCCGUACCGCGGCAUGCUGCGGACGGCGGCUGGCGUGGUGCAGGAGGAAGGCUUACUGAAGCUCUGGCAAGGAGCCACACCGGCUGUCUACCGGCACAUAGUGUACUCUGGUGUUCGGAUGGUUGCAUAUGAACAUCUGCGUGACUCUGUGCUUGGCAGGGCUGAGGAUGAAAGCUUUCCUUUCUGGAAAGCUGUUGUUGGAGGCAUGUCUGCAGGUGCCAUCGGACAGUUUUUUGCCAGCCCAACUGAUCUGGUGAAGGUGCAGAUGCAGAUGGAAGGAAAAAGGAAGCUGGAAGGAAAGCCAUUACGAUUCCGAGGAGUGCACCAUGCAUUUAUGAAGAUCCUGUCUGAAGGAGGAAUUCGGGGACUUUGGGCUGGAUGGGUGCCAAAUGUCCAGAGAGCUGCUCUGGUAAACAUGGGAGAUCUGACCACUUACGACUCAGUGAAGCACUUCUUGCUUCUGAACACGCCACUCACAGACAACAGUCUCACUCAUAGCCUUGCCAGUGGCUGUUCUGGCUUGGUGGCUGCUGUGCUGGGAACUCCUGCUGAUGUGGUCAAAACCCGGAUAAUGAACCAGCCAAGAGACAAGCAGGGAAGAGGUCUGCUGUAUAAGUCUUCCAUGGACUGCUUGAUUCAAACGGUACAAGGUGAAGGGUUUAUGUCUCUAUACAAGGGCUUCAUACCAACCUGGAUGCGAAUGGCUCCUUGGUCACUGGUAUUCUGGCUUACAUAUGAACAAAUCAGAAGGAUCUGUGGAGUUAGCUCUUUUUAAAACCAUGAAACCACAUCAAUAUCCACAAAACGAAGAAGAGGAAAGGUGUAUUUUCAUUUCACAACACAUUCCUACCCCACAAAGAACUGAUUCAUUUAGGAGAGUGGAGUAGGAUCGCAUGCUGCCCUAAAUCCAGUCCUUCCUGGCUAGGACUAGCUAUGACUUAAGCACACUAGUUCCUUGGCAGACUGCUGUACGAAGGUUAAGUUACCCACAAGAAAUAGGGUCACAAUAAGACUUCAACUGGCAGCCAGCAUCAGCUUUCUGGAAGAGUGAACGAGGGUUAAAAAAAAAAUCUAACAAAUAGAAUAUUGUUUGUUUUGUAAUAGUGAUAAUUCCUAUAAUUAAGAGCAGAUUGAACAAUACAGCACUGAACACGUGGCUUAUCAGCCUAUAAAACUACUUGGAAAUUUUUGUUCUUAUUACAUUUGUUUUCACAUAGUAAAAGAACUACCUCUUUAGUCUGAUGCCUCAGCAAACCAAAUGCGGGGCGCUAGUUACUGGAACAAAUUGAAACAGUUCACCUGACUUUGAAUUCGCUUAGCACAAAAGGCAGAAGGGGCUGUGCUCCUCGUGCUUUCCUGAAUCUGUUUGACCUCUACAUUCAACCCCUUGAGUAACGUCCAUGAGUGAAAUUCAGUCCUGUACCCAGGAAAUCAAAAGCCUAAUUCACUCUGUCCCACUUGAGGGGCUCACAAUAGGCGUGCUGUCCAUGGGACAAGUUGAACUACUUGUCCUUUUAGAGUCCCACCGCUGACAUGGCAGACUGGGUCAGUAAAGUACCACUUUUACAUGGAAAUAUUCACCCUGCCCUUUUUAAAUCUAGGCAGAAAUAAAAUGUUCCCUUAGAAAAACAACACACAGAAUAUAUUUGAAUAUAUUUUUUUAAUCUAAAGCUUUCCACAUUUUAUAGGAAAGAGGACUACCUCUGUUUGUCACUAGGCUUUGUCUAUCAGGAGGCAAAAAUGCCUCCUGAAAUCAUAACGUAGGCAGAACAAGGCUGGCUUUGAUUUAACCCCACCAAACAAUGAAAUGACCGUACAAGACUUGUUUUCCAAGUAAAUACUCAAGAUUUCUUCCAGACUAGACUUUACAACCAGUACCUCCCAUGUGCCAAUUUCUGAUUAAAAACAAUCUGAGUGUC